This is a messenger RNA of Penicillium psychrosexuale, 1236 nucleotides long. RefSeq lists its product as uncharacterized. Bases 1 to 1236 code for a protein of 411 amino acids. Gene Ontology annotation, biological process: ceramide biosynthetic process. The transcript has 2 exons. Gene Ontology annotation, cellular component: membrane. The record is from RefSeq and is a predicted model, not a curated record. Gene Ontology annotation, molecular function: sphingosine N-acyltransferase activity. NCBI's taxonomy places the organism in Eukaryota, Fungi, Ascomycota, Eurotiomycetes, Eurotiales, Aspergillaceae.
AUGAAAGAAGAUACCCUUAGACGCCGGAAUAUCAAUGGCUCGCAAGUCAAGACAGUUGGAAACGGCCAUACCAGCCCAUCAAAGUCAGCCCCGAAGCCCCAAAAGCCGCCCUCCCUUCUCCGUCGCGGCAGGAAAUUCGCGGGUAAGCACACAUGGACAUUCCCAUUAGCGCUCAUGCUAGCCAUCCUCUCGGUAUACGUGCUCCAUCCGACCGAGUCGAAUCCAAUUUCUCAUUUCAUAUUCCUGUCUUACAAAGAGCCAUCCCUGGAUGGCGACCGAAACGCCCCCGCGCAGUAUGGCAAGGGUCUGUGGGACAUAGCGUUCGUGUCAUUCUACGUCAUCGUGCUAUCCUUCACGCGCGAAUUCAUCAUGCAGGAAAUCCUUCGGCCCUUCGCGGCCGCGCACAUCAAGUCGCGGGGAAAACAGACCCGCUUCAUGGAGCAGGUGUACACCGCGAUAUACUUCGGAGUACUGGGUCCCGCGGGGUUGUAUGUCAUGCGCCAGACGCCGGUGUGGUACUUCAACACGCGCGGCAUGUACGAGCUCUUCCCGCACAGGACCCAUGCGGCGGAGUUCAAGGCGUACUACUUGUUCGAGGCGGCGUAUUGGGCGCAGCAGGCGGUUGUUAUGCUGCUGGGGAUGGAGAAGCGGCGGAAGGACUUUAUGGAGCUUGUUGCGCAUCACAUUGUCACACUGAUUCUUAUUGCCCUCAGCUAUCGCUUUCACUUUACGUAUAUGGGCAUUGCUGUUUAUAUCACACAUGAUAUUAGUGAUUUCUUCCUCGCCGUUUCGAAAUCCCUCCAUUACAUAGCCCCGGACAUAAUGGUGCCCUUCUACGCAACCUCCGUCGGCAGCUGGAUAUAUCUCCGCCAUGUACUAAAUCUCCGGAUCCUUUAUUCCCUUCUAAACGAGUUCCAAACCGUCGGCCCCUACGAGCUCAACUGGGAGACUCAACAGUACAAGUGCUGGAUCUCCAACAUCAUCACCUUCGCACUGCUGGCUGUACUCCAGGCGCUGAAUCUUUUCUGGUUGUACUGCCUGCUGCGCAGCGCUCUAAAGUUCCUCCUGACGGGGGAGAAGAAGGACGAUCGCUCCGAGUCGGAUGAGUCUGAGAUUGAGCAGGAAUACAAGGUUAGUGGGGAUAUCAAUGGCCAUGCUUUGAAUGGCAGUGCAUUGCCCAAUGGCAAGCCUCAGUGUGCCGCUGAUGGCGUUGAUAUCUCUGUCAAGGCGCCCUAA